Molecule: messenger RNA, 1389 nt
Organism: Cyclocybe aegerita
Lineage: Eukaryota; Fungi; Basidiomycota; Agaricomycetes; Agaricales; Hemipholiotaceae
Source: the annotation of a GenBank genome assembly
AUGCAUACGAAGCGGCUGAGCGCGACCGCUGCAAGCCGGAGCGCUGAGCCGGCACAGGUGGGACACUGGUGGGACAUAUGGGCGGUCAGCCAUGCUGACGUAAGGGAACAGGAGUUGCACUGUCUCCAUGAACUCGACACAGCGCAGCCGCUUUCGUUGACCUCUCCAGUGCCGACAAACGUCGUUCUUUCUAUUCACUAUUCCAUGUUUCAUGCUCUCCGAGCCAUAGCGCCAGUAGCAGGCGGGGAUGCAUCCUACCCGGGUGUAGACCCGCCCUCAUGCCAGCUACUUGGGCCAACCGCACUUGUUGUGCAAGGCCUCAUGGGAAUCCUUGUGAUUUUAUCGCUCGUCUACAAGAGGCACAGGGAAACGCCUAAACGGCCAUGGAGAAUCUGGCUAUUCGACGUGUCCAAGCAAGUAGUUGGUCAACUAUUCGUCCAUGGCGCAAAUCUCUUGGUCUCUGGUCUAGCCUCCCAUCAUACAUCUAGCAAUGCUUGCGUAUCUUAUUUCCUUAAUAUCUUAAUCGAUACCACGUUUGGUGUUGGAUUGAUCUAUGUGACGCUACAUGCCCUCACUCGAUUAUUCACGGAGAAGUUCCAGCUCAAAGGUUUUGAAUCCGGGGUUUAUGGCGACCCACCAUCCUUCAACUUUUGGCUCCGUCAAGCCGCUCUUUAUGUUCUAACUCUCUCGACUAUGAAAGUUGUGGUGGUCACGUUCCUCGUUCUAUUCCCUGCGAUUUAUGUGGUGGGCGAGUGGUUACUCAGUUGGACGUGGACGAGCGAGGGCGAUGAUUUGCAAGUUAUAUUCGUUAUGGGGAUAUUCCCUAUCAUGAUGAACAUUCUACAAUUCUGGUUAAUCGACUCAAUCGUCAAGGCCUCUGCCGCCGCCGGAGUCGCGUUGGACGUGGAACGUGAUGCACAGCAGGAUCGUGAACCUCUAUUUCAAGCUGGCUCCGAUGAUGAAGACGGCGACCAUCCAUCACGAUUGGAUAACUCUCGGCGUUCACAUCGCUCGUUGGACUCGUUGGACUCUCGAGGGCUCCAAUCGCGUGAUGACCUUUCCUUUGCCACAGGCAUCACUACCCCCGACGAACACAAGUCAUCCGGAUCACCUCCUAAUAAUGAAAUUGACGGUCAUGCCUACCCACCGACUCCCAGGGUGGCAAAAAACCUCAUGAAGAAGGCAAAACGUCGCGAUGGCCGUGUUCCUCCCUCUCCUCGACAACCGGAAGGAUCGUGUAGCAUAUCCCAAACUCCUGUCACCCGGCCUGCCGUCCCAGUGCCACCUACAAGGGAAACACCGGAAUGGCAGGCUACGUGGGAAGACAACAACGUUUGGGAUGCGACGAAGCAUCAGAAUACACAAUCUUCGACGGCCCAAAUACCAUGA